This is a messenger RNA of Protopterus annectens (West African lungfish), 1251 nucleotides long. Its product is annotated as neural proliferation differentiation and control protein 1-like. The record is from RefSeq and is a predicted model, not a curated record. The transcript is spliced from 9 exons. Bases 147 to 1130 code for a protein of 327 amino acids. Lineage: Eukaryota; Metazoa; Chordata; Ceratodontiformes; Protopteridae. Gene Ontology annotation, cellular component: membrane.
UUGACUCCAAACUAACUUCAUUCAUAACACAGGCUGCUGGAUCCCUCCAAGCUUACAUCAAUGAAAAAUCCACACGCAGCCUUGCACUGAGAGGGAGGGGGGGUUCAGACUCAAGUCUCCAGCCUUCAUGUCAGCUACCGGCAGAAAUGAGUAGAGUACACAGCAGUCAAGGCAAGCGUGUAGCCCUUCCUUUCCUCACCUGGCUGGUAUUCCUGAACAUGACCAUGGCAGUUUUCUUAGAGUGUCCUCGGUGGCUUGACUGCACCCUCAGAUUCCGACAGCAGUGUUUGCCCGGGUCAUAUGACUGUGGCCCCUGCCUACAGCAUUACCAGGAGGACAAAAAUGGAAGAUGCACACUGAAGAAAUUGCAGAACUAUGGUGGAAACCGAAGACACAGAGGUGGAAAAUACUUAGCUACGAGUCCAGAUGAGGCAAUUGACCUAAUUCAGUCCAUAUUUGCCAAAACAGUGAAGAUGAUACAGUCUAGUGAAACAGAACAUGCUGCUGUUAAUCGAUACAAAUCCACCUCCAGACCAGAUGUACAGCCCCAUAUCCCUUCUUCUUCAGAACCUCUGGAUACUGUGAAGCAUUUGGAGGUCACAUCAGCCACAAUCUCCACAACAGCUACAAUUAAGGUCAGCAGCAUUUCCAGCACAGAAAUUGAUUAUCACCCGUUACCAACAAAUGAAAGAAGGAAUGGUUCGCCUGAAGCCCUUGAUGAGACUGUUUCAUUAACUUUGGUGAUUAUAUGUUCCAUCACAGGAAUGUCCGGACUGGUUGUGGCUGCACUGUGCUGGUACAGAUUACAGAGAGAAGUGCGUUUGGCCCAAAAGAUUGCUUACACUGCAUACAGAAGGAAUCAGCAGCCGACUUCUACAAUGCCUGCAGACACAAGGUUAGCUGCAUCCAUGGAAGUCCACCAUUUUCAGAGCCAGAAGAAAAAGAUUGUGGCAAUGGAAGAAGGAGUCCCAAAGCCUGAAAAACAGAUGUCUACAGACUCAGAGGCUGAAAAUGGUGACUACACAGUAUACGAGUGCCCUGGGCUGGCACCAACUGGAGAGAUGGAAAUCCACAAUCCUCUGUUUGACACAUCUGUCCUCCAUGGCACCUCUUACACUGCUCCCAAAUAGCAUACCAUCCAUGUGAACAAGGCAUACUAACCAGUGUGACUGAUAGCUUAAAACUGAAUUUCUGUGUAGCAGUGGGAAACAGUUCUGUUUUAAAUAAUAAACUCUCAGCCUGUGUAUAACA